Molecule: messenger RNA, 585 nt
Organism: Physeter macrocephalus (sperm whale)
Lineage: Eukaryota; Metazoa; Chordata; Mammalia; Artiodactyla; Physeteridae
Product: transmembrane emp24 domain-containing protein 2-like
Exons: 1
Coding region: 1-585 (194 amino acids)
Biological process (GO): intracellular protein transport; endoplasmic reticulum to Golgi vesicle-mediated transport; Golgi organization
Cellular component (GO): Golgi apparatus; endoplasmic reticulum; COPII-coated ER to Golgi transport vesicle
Source: RefSeq, a predicted model, not a curated record
AUGGUGACACUUGCUGAGCUGCUGGUGCUCCUAGCCGCCAUCCUGGCCAAAGCCUUGGACCACUUCAUCAGCAUUGACGCACAUGUGGAGGAGUGCUUCUUCGAGCGGGUCACCUCGGGCACCAAGAUGGGCCUCAUCUUCGAGGUGGCCGAGGGAGUCUUCCUGGAUAUCAAUGUGGAGAUUACAGGGCCUGAUAAUAAAGGAAUUUAUAAAGGAGACUGGGAUUCCAGUGGGAAAUACACAUUUGCUGCUCACAUGGAUGGAACAUGUAAGUUUUGUUUCAGCAAUAAGAUGUCCACCAUGACUCCAAAAAUAGUGAUGUUCACCAUUGAUAUUGAGGAGGUGCCCAAAGGACAAAACAUGGAAACAGAAGCUCACCAGAAUAAGCUAGAAGAAAUGAUUAAUGAGCUCACAGUGGCGAUGACAGCUGUAAAGCAUGAACAGGAAUACAUGGAAGUUAGGGAGAGAAUACACAGAGCAAUCAAUGGCAGAACAAACAGCAGAGUGGUCCUUUGGUUCUUCUUUGAAGCUCUUGUUCUAGUUGCCAUGACACUGGGACAGAUCUACUACCUGAAGAGAUUUUGA